Oreochromis niloticus (Nile tilapia) is the source of this 916-nucleotide messenger RNA. RefSeq names its product glutathione hydrolase 5 proenzyme-like. The record is from RefSeq and is a predicted model, not a curated record. The coding region runs from base 107 to 478 and encodes 123 amino acids. Gene Ontology annotation, biological process: glutathione catabolic process. The transcript has 3 exons. Lineage: Eukaryota; Metazoa; Chordata; Actinopteri; Cichliformes; Cichlidae. Gene Ontology annotation, molecular function: glutathione gamma-glutamate hydrolase.
UCAUAUGUGAUCAUUUUUCUCCUAACAGUGAUGAGUGUGGAUUGUAGUUUUGUCUUGUCACUCGAGGCUUUUGUUGUAUUUCUCAGGAGAGCAGCCUCCCUCCUCUAUGGCUCCAGUUCUGCUGAAGUCUCAGUCGAAGACACUGGUGAUUGGAUCGACUGGUGGGAAUAUGAUCACUACUGGAAUGGCCUCGGCGCUCAUGAACCACCUUUGGUUUGGAAAGAGCCUUAAGGACGCAAUUAAUACUCCAGUUGUUUAUGUCGACUCUGAAAAUGCAGUAAAGUUUGAACCCAACUUUGAAAAGGAUGUAAUUGAGGCUCUUAAGAAAAAGGGACACAAUCAUCAACCAGCAACACGAUUCUACAAUGUAGUUAACGCUGUGGAAAAGGAGGACAGCUGCAUCUCUGCAUGGUCUGAUGAAAGGAAAAAAGGCAAAGCAGCUGGUUACCGAGGCCAAAAGCCAGGGAUGUUAGUUUGAUAGCAUGACUUUAAGGUUAUAGACACUCCUGCAGCCACAAAACUACAAAAUUGUAGACAAUAGUGUGUAUAGUACUUAAAGAUCAUUAAACAAGAUGCUGAUUAUUCUUCCAUUCUCCCAGUAAACAUUUUCCUAGUAAGUUUAUAGUUCCAGUUCAUAUUUUCAACUCUUACAAUGCAUGUUUAUUUUGGUAAUUUUAACCCCACGACAGUCCAAAAGGAUCAUAAAGUAGAGUACGCUUAGGGUGUCCUGUCUAUAUUUUGAUUUUUGGUUUCAAACAAACCAACAAAAACAAUUUAAAAAACACAUAACAAGAUGGUCACAGUCAUAAUGCUCAGGUUAACACAUAUGUAGUAUAUGUGAAACACAUAAUCACAGUUAAUUAGGCUGAAUCCAAAACACCAGGGCAGAUGUCACUGUUACAGCCAUGACAUGGGU